UAGACUUUUGGAUUAUCUAGAACCUUGCGUACUUCUGACAUCCUGAAUGUUAAGACCAAAACUGGCAGUUCGGGUUUAUGCUACUUCAUCUAUUACUAAAGUUAUAGAACAGCAGAUUAAAAAGGCGCCAGUGGUUGUUUACAUGAAAGGUACUCCAGAAGAUCCAGCUUGUGGAUUUUCUAAAGCAGUCGUAGAAGUUUUAAGAAGAGAGAAUGUAGUCAAAUACGAUUACUACAAUGUUCUUGAAGACGAUGAGCUAAGACAAGGAAUAAAAAAAUACUCAAAUUGGCCAACCAUUCCUCAGGUAUAUGUUGGAGGUGAGUUUCUUGGAGGCUGCGAUAUUAUUUUAGAAAUGCACCAAGAAGGCACAUUGGCUGAAAUAUUAAAGAAAACAAAUACCGCAACAUCUGGUUCAGAGAAGUAGUGACUUAGUGCCAGUGUUGAUUAUGAAGUGUAGAAUGAAGGUAAAUAACAAUCAAUUUGCCUAGCAAAACAAAUUUUGUAUAACGCCUUGCUAAGAUGUCUUGAAAUU
Molecule: messenger RNA, 532 nt
Organism: Schistocerca gregaria
Lineage: Eukaryota; Metazoa; Arthropoda; Insecta; Orthoptera; Acrididae
Product: glutaredoxin-related protein 5, mitochondrial-like
Exons: 2
Coding region: 47-424 (125 amino acids)
Molecular function (GO): disulfide oxidoreductase activity
Source: RefSeq, a predicted model, not a curated record